Molecule: messenger RNA, 621 nt
Organism: Durusdinium trenchii
Lineage: Eukaryota; Dinophyceae; Suessiales; Symbiodiniaceae
Source: the annotation of a GenBank genome assembly
AUGGUUGUGCUAAGCUCCUACUCCAAUCGACCCCUGCACCGUACCUUUGCCCCCCUGUGCCGUGCAGAGUUUGUGCGGGUAGAAGCGCUGCCAGACGUGCGCCUCAACAGCACUGCGUGGUUUCAUGCCCUUGAUGAUGAUGACUCUGGUGCGCAACAACCGGCGCAGGUCAUCGAUGCCCUUUGCGCAACUCUGCCUGUAGAUCCUGAGAAGCUUGAGGCUGUGAAAUUGUGGUCAGAGUGGGACUCUGAAGGCACUGGACGAAUUACACGUGAAGCCUUUGAGCAUUCUCGAGGAAUUCUGCAAUUUGUAUUGUACAGCUUGCCCUCCUUGAAGCGAGAGGCUCGCUCUGGUGCCGUUCCAGACCUUGAGCAGAGCAGAGAGAGCUGGUUUAGGUAUUGGGACGAAGAUAACCAGCGAGAGCUCGAAUUUCUUCCCUGCCUUCGUGCUUUGGCGAGGACACUCCGCAUUGAUGGUGACUGCGCUGACAUGGUGUUGUUGCGAAAGGUCUUGAUCGGGCUUUUCCAGGACUUUGGCCUUUGUGAGGCAUCGGGCUUUUUGAAGCAGAGCUCAUGCCAGGAUAUUUUAGUACGAAUGGACAUUCUUGCAGGGUCGACGUGA